Molecule: messenger RNA, 576 nt
Organism: Podospora pseudocomata
Lineage: Eukaryota; Fungi; Ascomycota; Sordariomycetes; Sordariales; Podosporaceae
Exons: 1
Coding region: 1-576 (191 amino acids)
Source: RefSeq, a predicted model, not a curated record
AUGUCCUCCUCAGAAAGAGACCAACCCAUCUACAACCCCCUCGGCUCCCCUACCCGCCAUGUGACAACGCACACCCCCACCACUGGCCUCUCCUUCUUCGCCCCUCCCUCCCUUAUCCCCUCCUCCCCAACCCCGUACGGCUCAGUAGGCAUGGUUGUCCACGACCUCUACAAAACCUUCACCACCCCCCUCAACAUGUCCACUGAAGACGACAUCAACCGUCUCCAGGCUCACCCCCUCCAGCCAAGCCCAGGUACGCUCUGGUUCCCAAAGGCACCAGGGGAAACACUCGUGCGGUACUGCGACUGGGGACCAGGGCAGGCAAUCCAGUUUCACAGGACAGAAACAAUCGACUUUGGGGUUGUUAUCGAAGGAGAGAUGGAGCUGACUCUGGACGGCGGGGAGAAGAGAAGGCUCAAAAAGGGUGAUGUGGUCGUGCAACGAGGGACGAUGCAUGCUUGGGAAAACAAGAGUGAUACCGUCUGGGCGAGAGUGGUAUUCUUUCUUGUUGGUGCCGAGGCGGUUGAUGUAGGGGGGGAUAAAAAGACGGAGGUGCUGCCUUGGAGUCAUGCCUGA